AUGGAUGGAGAAAUAUUGGAAGGUUUCCUAUGUCCAGUUUGCAAAGAAGACCUCAAGUCUCCGGAGAGACUAACCAAUCACGUAGAACAACAACAUGCAGAAGAACAGAUUAUCCUCAAAUCCCUCAAGGAGAUCUUCGGUUUUGCCAGAAAAAAAAUUCUUAAUUCAGAGGAAUCAACCAACCUAUCAAAGGCUCUUCUAGACUCUAGCCUUAGCUUGAAAUCUAAUAUAUUCGUUAUGAGUAAAAUAGACACGCCUUCAGAGGAUAUUAUACAGGAAAUAGGUGGAGAGUGUGAUCAUAUAGCAUACUUCAAAGCCGUGCGUAAUCCUCGGCUUGAGCGUUAUGCUACUGAAACAAAUAAACUGGUCAUUCGCUUACACAAACUGUUGAGAGAUCGACCUCGGGAUCCCAUUCAAAGAAAAAUGCAUGAGCAAGAGAGAGUUCCAUGGUUGGAUGGGAAAGACGUAAAAUUGUGUCCCAACUGUGCAAGAACUUUUCAUUUUACACGGCGACAGCAUCAUUGUCGCUUGUGUGGAAGUAUCAUGUGUCACGAUUGCUCGUACUUCUUAAGAAUAGAUGUUGCUGAAUGUCUCUUAAAUUCUUCAGGUGACUCUCCUACUGAAAUGAAAGCCCUCACAUCAGAUAAAGAGGCAGAUUAUAACACAUUACGGAUUUGUGAACAUUGCUUGCACCUUCUAGAAAACCGAAAAGAGAUGCAGGAUCGUACUACAUUUAGUCCGCUUAUAACACAUCUUUAUGACCAUAUACUAGAAUUAAAGCACAACAUAGCUCCAGACAUACCCAUCUAUUGCAGAAUUGUGUCUAGCUUAUAUGAAGGAGAUUCCAUAUUUACUUUAGCUGAUGCAAGCGCACUUAGAAGCAAAAUAGGAAUUGUAGCUGAACAGGUGGAUAAUACAAGUAAAUCUAUUUUGACGAUUCCUGCACCUCAGGGAAGUCGUAGUGAUGCGCUGAAAAAAGCUCUAAGACUCGCAUGCGUGACAUACAUCAAAGAAGAAUUGCUUUCACUUCCGCAAUUACCUCUUGAAGAUGAAAUCGACCGUUUGCAACGUAAAAGAUGUGAAGAAACUGAAAUGCGUAUAGAACAAGAAAGAGAAAUGGCUACUCAAGCUCUUGAGCGUUACGAACAAUCGCGUAAUUUUUCAUCAGGUACUACGACUCCAUGUGCUCCAUGUGCAGUCAAGGGAUCUGCUGUAGCAAGUCUAGAUAACUGGAGUGGUUAUUAUACUGAUACGAGUGGCCCCAAUAGUGAUCCUUUGGUAGAACAAAUUAAUAUUAUUAAAGGGUAUAUAAAACAAGCCAGACAAGCGCUUCGGUUUGAAGAAGUAGCCACAUUGGAAAAAAAUUUACGUGAAUUACAACAAGAAUUUUAUCACAGACAAAAUUCACGACACUGAUGAACAAUUUCGAUGUAAAUUUUUUUCCAUAUAUCUAAUUUUACAAUUUACAACCAAAAUGCUUGUGACAUUAUUACACAACUUUUCCUAUACAUAACCUUAUUUCUCACAAAAUUUUUGACUGAGACUCUACUGUAUUUUAUAUAAUACGUAUAUAUAAUCAAAUAUACGUAUACAAAUCAA
Phlebotomus papatasi is the source of this 1599-nucleotide messenger RNA. It is a transcript of the gene Rbsn-5, whose product is annotated as rabenosyn-5. Gene Ontology annotation, molecular function: metal ion binding. The transcript has 3 exons. The coding region runs from base 1 to 1416 and encodes 471 amino acids. NCBI's taxonomy places the organism in Eukaryota, Metazoa, Arthropoda, Insecta, Diptera, Psychodidae. The record is from RefSeq and is a predicted model, not a curated record.